GAGCCCGACGUAAUAAUUUUCUUGACAGGUGAUUAUAAACCUGAUGAUCAAUGGCACUGUUAGGCCUAAAAGACGAAUUACUGGAGGGAUCAAAUAGCUCCUGGAAUGUAAACAAGAUAGGAGGGUUGCCUGACUGGAUGUGCGCAGAAUGCAUCAUACCAAAGUGUCAAUGUUGUAAUGAUCCCAUGAUUCUGAUUGUUCAGAUUUAUUGUCCGUUAGAUGGAUUUCCUUACCACAGAACGUUAUAUGUCUUUACUUGUAAAAGAAAACAGUGCUGGGGCCAUGAUGAGAGCUGGUGUGUCCUGAGAUCUCAAUCCUUGGAUACAAAUUACAAAAAACUCUCCUCCAAGUCUUCAAAACAAGUAAAAGAAGAAGCCAUGUUUGCAAGCGAAGAUGACUGGGGUGACGAUGUAAAUGAUUUGAACGAUUUUAGUUUGUCUAAAUCUUGCAAUAAAAUGGAACAAAAUACUAAAUCAAAUUCUAGAAAAUCAGACUAUGUGGAUGUUGUAAAAUGUGAAGCUUCUGGCAAAAAUAAUCAUAAUACUGAGUUACCUGAGGUAGCCAUAACAGAAGGGGCACUGAGCAAUGAAUUCAAAGGUCUGACUGUACAGGAUGAUGAAGAUAUAACAGAUGAGGAAGAUUAUGUAAAUGGAGAAGACAAAAUGGUCAUACCUGAUGACAGCUUUCAGAACGUGUUAGAACUGAUUGAAAACAAACAAAUGACUAGUAAUGAUAUGGAAGAGGGGAACGAGAGUGUUACGGACAGGCUUGUGUCAUAUUAUUUAAGUGUACUUGAAGAAGCUCAUCUGCAAACAGAGAUUGACAAUAAUCAUCUGAAAAAAUUACUCAGCCAAUACCAGAGAAAUGAGGGCGUGGAUCUAGAGGGUUUACUUUACCAAGAUUUACCUUCAACCACUUCAAGUAAUGGAAAAGCUGGAGCUGCAACUCAAGGAGAAAAGUAUGAACGGACAGAAAUUAAACAUGGAGAUAAGAUGUUUCACAGAUUUCUAAAACAGACUUCAAUAUGUCCUCAACAGUGUGUUAGGUAUCAAUGGAAUGGAAGUCCUUUAUAUAUUAAAGAAAUGAGUCCCUCUGAAAAAACAGCCAUUACAAAUAGGUCUUGCCCUAGUUGUGGAGGGCCUGUUGUGUUUGAACUGCAGUUGAUGCCUGCCCUUGUAAACUUCCUCCAAUUGCCAGAGAAUUCAGGUCCUGCCACAGAGUUUGGGACAGUGAUCGUGUUCACAUGUAAGAACAGCUGCUGGGAUGGUCAGUCUAAAACCAUACAGGAGUUUGUUCAUGUCCAACCUGACCCUGACCAUCAUCUGUUUAACUGAGUGUUUUAUUUUAACAAUACAAUGUGCGACUGUCUGGUGUACCACUAACUGUUUUUAGUGCCGCUGUGGUAUUUAGUUUUAUCAGUACUUUAUUUUUAUUGCAAUGGUUUUAUUCAAUACCAGUAUUUAGUUUUAUUGGUAAUUGUAUUUAUUUGAAUGGAUUUGGUGAAUUCACACUUGGUAUAGUAAUGAAUGAACGGUUCUCUUCAUUAAGCAAUGAAAAAUCCAAUAUCUUAUUUGAAGAGAUCUAUCAAUCUUCUUGUCAGGUUGUGUGAUGGAUUAGAUAUUAAUAGCCUUUUUUAAUAAUUUUAAAAGAAUCAUUAUAUUUGUAAAUGCCACGUACCAGAUUGAUACACUAUUGCCUUCAAAGUUGGUCAUUUCAA
This is a messenger RNA of Saccostrea echinata, 1717 nucleotides long. RefSeq names its product programmed cell death protein 2-like. NCBI's taxonomy places the organism in Eukaryota, Metazoa, Mollusca, Bivalvia, Ostreida, Ostreidae. Bases 51 to 1334 code for a protein of 427 amino acids. The record is from RefSeq and is a predicted model, not a curated record. Gene Ontology annotation, cellular component: cytoplasm. The transcript has 6 exons.